AUGGAUUCAUCAGACGAUGAAAGACCUUUCCACAUUCGCGACGACUUGGAGGAGGAGAGCGACGAGGAUUCGCUGAGACCCAGCAAACGGCGUAAGACUACUGGCUCGACUUUGCGAACUCGUGGCUUAGCUUUUGUACAGAAACAGGCUGAAGACAACGACAACGACCAAGAUGGCGAGGAAGACGAAGACAUGGACGACGAACGGCCGACGAUGGGUGGAUUUCAAGGAUUCGGUCUUGGGCAGUACCCUCCACAGGACGACCCUCGCUCGCCUAGUCCCGAAGUACAGGAAGAUCGUGAGCCUGCUAAGCCUGUUGGCGGUGGUCAGUCGGCCUUCGGAAGAGGUGGAAAGGUCAAUCAGAACUCUUUCGCUGCUCGAAUGAUGGCAAAGAUGGGUCACGUAGAGGGUCAAGGUCUUGGAAGGUCAGGACAGGGUAUUGCGGCUCCUGUACAGGCAGUCAAGGUCGAAGCUGGUAAAGGUCUAGGGUUUGGCGAUCAACAAGAACCUAAGCGACCGACGAAGAACAUCAAGGACAAACAGCAGAACAAGAUCCAUUCAGGCGCAAGCACUCCACGACUAAAGGCACCACCGAAGAAGAAGUACGAAGUUACAGCCAUAGAGUCAAGAGGUUUACAAGUUCCCGAUGUGUUGAAGAACAUUAUCGAUGCUACAGGUGCGGAAACGAAGAAACUCGAGAGCCUUUCUGGCUACUCGACACCUACUAGCGAUACGGCCAGGCCAGCUAGUGAGGAAGAGAAGAAGCAGGCACGUCUCAGGCGAGAUCUACAGCUGUUUGCUGAUGCGUGGGAUGGUCAAAUUCGAGAGGCCGAAGCACUAAACCAGGAAUUGCUGCAGCGCGACGCCGAGCUUGAGCAGUCUGAAAAUCAAAUCCAGCUGUUUGAGAACAUGGCCUUCGCCUUUGAGCAUGUAUCAGUCGACGAUUCGCAGACGCUACGGGCUUUCGAUCAAGUUGUCUUUCGUCUGCAGGCCAUUCAAACUGAGUAUGCAGAGUUCAUCGAGCCUCUAGAGCUCCCAGAAAUUGCUGCCGCUGCACUCUCCCAGCCGUUGCAGGCCGCAUGUCAGGCCUGGCAGGACCCACUAAGUGAUACAGGAAAAGUCAUUGUUAAUCAGCUACAGUCCCUAUCUCGAAUUCUGGAAGUCGCCAGAACGACUAGAUCUCGUCACCGUCGACGUACUACACCUUUUGAAUCACUUUUGCUCAAGACGGUCUACACUCACAUACGAGACACGCUCCGUUCCUCUUGGUUAAUCUACGAUCCUUUGCCCGCGACGGCUCUCCUAGAAACCUGGUUUCCAGCAAUUCUUCCUUCGUGGAUGCUCUACAAGCUGCUUAAUGAGGUUGUCGUGCCACGCCUGAUCGAAGCAAUCAAGAAAUUUAAGCCUCGUAAACACAACCACAAACGAAAGCACGAUGUGCCAGAUCUUCAUGAAUGGCUCUUCGACUGGUGGAGCCUCCUUAGCUCUUCCACAUUGUGUCUUGAAUCAUUUACGCAGCUCAAGAUUGAAAUCAAAUCAAAGGUUCGCUUCGAUGAUCGUGUUUGGCCGCAAUGGGAGCCCUUGCUUGGGUCGCGACACAAACCUUCGAAACCUGCAGUCGUACAGCCAGUUCAGGUCGAAACACCACCGCCAACGAUCGAGGAAGAGAUCUCUUUCAAGGACAUCCUCGAAGAGUGGUGUAUCGAGAAUGAUCUAAUGUUAAGGAAUACCGGAACUGCCGAUUCUUUGGGCAGAAGACUGAUGCGCCUCAUGCCGGCAGGACAGAACAGUGGUGGUUUGCUGAUAUACGUACAGAGUGAUAUCGUCUUUGAUAGUGCCAGUGGCGAUCCUUACAUGCUCGACGAGGAGCUGGUUGAAAAGGUCCGAGGUGGUAGAUGA
Messenger RNA from Lithohypha guttulata, 1899 nucleotides. RefSeq lists its product as uncharacterized. The transcript has a single exon. Gene Ontology annotation, molecular function: nucleic acid binding. Gene Ontology annotation, cellular component: U2-type post-mRNA release spliceosomal complex. Gene Ontology annotation, biological process: spliceosomal complex disassembly. The record is from RefSeq and is a predicted model, not a curated record. Lineage: Eukaryota; Fungi; Ascomycota; Eurotiomycetes; Chaetothyriales; Trichomeriaceae. The coding region runs from base 1 to 1899 and encodes 632 amino acids.